Molecule: messenger RNA, 5606 nt
Organism: Megalops cyprinoides (Indo-Pacific tarpon)
Lineage: Eukaryota; Metazoa; Chordata; Actinopteri; Elopiformes; Megalopidae
Gene: cand1
Product: cullin-associated and neddylation-dissociated 1
Exons: 15
Coding region: 284-3976 (1230 amino acids)
Biological process (GO): SCF complex assembly; protein ubiquitination
Cellular component (GO): nucleus
Source: RefSeq, a predicted model, not a curated record
AGCAGCUUCCACAUUCACUGCCUUCCCCGCCUCUCUCUGCAGACAAGUGGAGAUCUCCAUUCAAACACGGCUCAACUCCGAGUGAUGAUACUCAACUCUCCACAUCGGCGAUCCAGCUCCUGAAACAGUGCUUCGCUCCCAGGACAGAAAACUGGCAGUGUGGCGAUCGAAGGCAGACUUAAACCCAGAAAGAGAGAAAAGGGGGAGUGAAAAAAUAUUUUCUGGCCUGCAAAUACUGACAAGUGCUCGCUAGCUAGCUGUUACACCACCACAGACUGCAAACAUGGCGAGCGCCUCCUACCAUAUCUCUAAUCUGCUGGAGAAAAUGACAUCCAGCGACAAGGAUUUCAGGUUCAUGGCCACCAAUGACCUGAUGUCGGAGCUACAGAAGGACUCCAUCAAGCUGGAUGACGACAGCGAGCGCAAGGUGGUGAAGAUGAUCCUCAAGCUGCUGGAGGACAAGAACGGGGAGGUUCAGAACCUGGCUGUCAAAUGUCUGGGACCACUUGUCAGUAAAGUCAAGGAGUACCAAGUGGAGACCAUCGUAGACACGCUGUGCACAAAUAUGCUGUCAGAUAAGGAACAACUUCGGGACAUUUCCAGCAUCGGCCUCAAGACAGUGAUCGGAGAGCUUCCUCCAGCGUCCAGUGGCUCCGCCCUCGCCGCCAGCGUGUGUAAAAAGAUCACGGGGCGUCUCACCAGUGCCAUCGCCAAGCAGGAGGACGUGUCUGUGCAGCUCGAGGCCUUAGACAUCAUGGCGGACAUGCUGUGCAGACAGGGCGGCCUGCUGGUGAACUUCCACCCCUCCAUCCUGAGCUGCCUGCUGCCCCAGCUGACCAGCCCUCGUCUGGCCGUGAGGAAGAGGACCAUCAUCGCCCUGGGCCACCUGGUGAUGAGCUGCGGGAACCUGGUGUUUGUGGACCUCAUCGAGCACCUGCUGUCCGAGCUCUCCAAGAACGACUCCAUGUCCACCACCCGCACCUACAUCCAGUGCAUUGCGGCCAUCAGCCGACAGGCCGGCCACAGGAUUGGUGAAUACUUAGAGAAAAUCAUUCCCCUGGUUGUGAAGUUCUGCAACAUCGAUGAUGACGAGCUGAGAGAAUACUGCAUCCAGGCCUUCGAGUCUUUUGUCAGAAGGUGUCCAAAAGAAGUCUACCCCCACGUUCCCACUGUAAUCAGCAUCUGUCUCAAGUACUUGACCUACGACCCCAACUACAACUAUGACGACGAGGACGAGGAUGAGAACGCGAUGGAUGCUGAUGGUGCAGAUGAAGACUAUCAAGGAAGUGAUGACGAGUACAGCGACGACGACGACAUGAGCUGGAAGGUGCGGCGUGCGGCCGCCAAAUGCCUGGACGCGGUGGUGAGCACGCGGCACGAGAUGCUUCCCGAGUUCUACAGGACGGUGUCGCCGGCACUCAUCGGCCGCUUCAAGGAGCGGGAGGAGAACGUGAAGGCGGACGUGUUCCACGCCUACCUGUCCCUGCUGAAGCAGACCCGCCCCGCGCAGAGCUGGCUCUGUGACCCCGACGCCAUGGAGCAGGGGGACACGCCCCUCACCAUGCUGCAGAGCCAGGUGCCCAUGAUCGUGAAGGCGCUGCACAAGCAGAUGAAGGAGAAGAGCGUGAAGACGCGGCAGUGCUGCUUCAACAUGCUGACGGAGCUGGUCAACGUCCUGCCCGGGGCCCUGACCCAGCACAUACCGGUGCUCGUCCCAGGAAUCAUAUUCUCCCUCAAUGACAAAUCCAGCUCUUCUAACCUGAAGAUCGACGCCCUGUCGUGUCUGUACGUGAUCUUGUGCAACCACCAGCCCCAGGUCUUCCAUCCCCACGUCCAGGCCCUGGUACCCCCCGUGGUGGCCUGCGUGGGCGACCCCUUCUACAAGAUCACCUCCGAGGCCCUGCUGGUCACCCAGCAGCUGGUGAAGGUCAUCCGGCCCCUGGACCAGCCGGACGCCUUCGACGCCUCGCCCUACAUCCAGGACCUGUUCGCCUGCACCGUGCGCCGGCUGAAGGCGGCCGACAUCGACCAGGAGGUGAAGGAGCGGGCCAUCUCCUGCAUGGGCCAGAUCAUCUGUAACCUGGGCGACAGCCUGGGCACGGACCUGCCCGGCACCCUGCAGAUCUUCCUGGAGCGCCUGCGCAACGAGAUCACGCGGCUGACCACGGUGAAGGCGCUGACGCUGAUCGCCGGCUCGCCCCUGCGCAUCGACCUGCGGCCCGUGCUGGGCGAGGCCGUGCCCAUCCUGGCCUCCUUCCUGCGCAAGAACCAGCGGGCGCUCAAGCUCAGCACGCUGGCCGCCCUGGACAUCCUGGUGAAGAGCUACGGCGACGCCGCCACGCCGGCCAUGAUCGACUCCGUGCUGGCCGAGCUGCCGCCGCUCAUCAGCGAGAGCGACAUGCACGUGUCCCAGAUGGCCAUCGGCUUCCUCACCACGCUGGCCACCGCCCACCCGGACUUGCUGUCCAAGAUCAGCGGCGCCAUCCUGCCCGAGCUCAUCGCGCUGGUGCGCUCCCCCCUCCUGCAGGGCGGCGCUCUCUGCGCCAUGCUGGAGUUCUUCCAGGCGCUGGUCACCACGGGCACGGCCGGCCUGGGCUACAUGGACCUGCUGCGCAUGCUGACGGGCCCCGUCUACGCCCAGAGCGCCACGCUGGCCCACAAGCAGUCCUACUACUCCAUCGCCAAGUGCGUGGCGGCACUGACCCGGGCCUGCCCCAAGGAGGGCCCCGCCGUGGUGGGCCAGUUCAUCCAGGACGUGAAGAACUCGCGCUCCACUGACUCCAUCCGCCUGCUGGCGCUGCUCUCCCUCGGCGAGGUGGGCCACCACGUGGACCUGAGCGGCCAGCCCGAGCUCAAGGCCGUCAUCCUGGACGCCUUCUCCUCCGCCAGCGAGGAGGUGAAGUCGGCCGCCUCGUACGCGCUGGGCAGCAUCAGCGUGGGCAACCUGCCCGAGUACCUGCCCUUCGUGCUGCAGGAGAUCUCCGGCCAGCCCAAGCGCCAGUACCUGCUGCUGCACUCGCUCAAGGAGAUCAUCGGCUCGGCGUCGGUGGCCGGCCUGCGGCCCUACGUGGAGAGCGUGUGGACCCUGCUGCUCAAGCACUGCGAGUGCACCGAGGAGGGCACGCGCAACGUGGUGGCCGAGUGCCUGGGCAAGCUCACCCUCAUCGACCCCGAGACGCUGCUGCCGCGCCUCAAAGGAUACCUCCUGUCAGGUUCCUCGUAUGCCCGGAGCUCAGUAGUGACUGCAGUGAAAUUCACCAUUUCUGAUCAUCCGCAGACUAUUGAUCCUCUACUCAAGAACUGCAUAGGCGAUUUCCUAAAGACGUUGGAAGACCCCGACCUCAACGUCCGACGAGUUGCCCUGGUGACGUUCAACUCGGCAGCCCACAAUAAGCCCUCCCUCAUCCGGGACCUCCUGGAUACUGUUCUUCCACACCUGUACAAUGAGACGAAAGUGCGCAAGGAGCUUAUCCGAGAGGUGGAGAUGGGACCGUUCAAGCACACAGUGGACGACGGCCUGGACAUCCGGAAGGCUGCGUUCGAGUGCAUGUACACACUGCUGGACAGCUGCUUAGACAGACUAGACAUCUUUGAGUUCCUCAACCACGUUGAAGAUGGGCUUAAGGACCAUUACGAUAUUAAGAUGCUGACGUUCCUGAUGCUGGCCAGACUCUCCACGCUUUGCCCCAGUGCUGUUCUGCAGAGGCUGGAUAGACUGGUGGAGCCGCUGCGGGCCACCUGCACGACAAAGGUGAAGGCCAACUCGGUGAAGCAGGAGUUCGAGAAGCAGGACGAGCUGAAGCGGUCUGCCAUGCGGGCGGUGGUGGCCCUCCUGACCAUCCCCGAGGCGGAGAAGAGCCCCCUGAUGAGCGAGUUCCAGUCCCAGAUCAGCUCCAACCCUGAGCUGGCGGCCAUCUUCGAGAGCAUCCAGAAGGACUCCACAUCCGCAAACAUGGAGUCCAUGGACACCAGUUAAAAACUGCCAAAAAAAAAUUACAGAAAUAAACCUGGGGGACCCGUUUAUCGUUCCACGCAUUGCACUGAAUCUACAGUUUAGAAAAACCGAAAAACAGAAAAAAGGCAAAAAAAUUGAAAAAGAUAAACAUUGUCUAAGCUCCAAGGCUUAUCACUAUGUUCCUCUUUUACCAUAAACAAAAAAAAAAAAGAAAAACACAAAACGGUAUGUUUGGCUACUUGUUCAUCGUUGCUUUUUUUUGUCUAGUGUUUAUAAUUCCAGAAAAUCUGCAAAGUACACAGGUACUUCCAGGCGUUCUGACCCCAAAGUCAGUGGCAUGAAAUGAAUUGAUUGAAAACAAACUGCUUUGAAUCUGAGGUCAGCACCACGUUACUGGAGGGAUAUUUCUUGUCAUUAGAUAUUGGAAUAAAAUCCAAUAGUUCCAGGGUGAAGUGGGAAUGAAGGUAGGGUUAAAGAUAAUGUUCUGAGUUUGUUGUUGCUGGACCAUCCCCAUUUUUUUCUUACUUUCUUUUCCCCUUUUAGUUUCCAUGCUGUUCACAACUGGGUUAUGGGGGAAAUUUGUUUUGUACAAUUUGAAUAUCAUUUCUGCCUUAUCUCUAUGUUCAGAGUGUUGAUGAACAAGCUUGUAGGGACACAGAGAAUGUCUACUUUGUAAGAUUACAUUAGAGAGAUGUGGCACGGUGGGGGUUUAAAAAAAAAAAAAGCAAAGACAAAUGUCUGAAUCCUGUUUAUUCAGAUGAGUGAAUACAUAUGUUUAAGGUGUAUUUUUUCACUUUUUGCCAUCUUUUUAUUCGCGUAAGUUAAGAGCCCCAACAUUCAGUUCCUCUCCACAGCAUGUACAGUACAAUCAGUGCGUUCUCGGCCACGCGUAGUAUUACUUUUUUUUUCUAUUUGAUAGCUCCAAUAGAUUUCACAGUAGAGCAUAUGAAACGCCACGUCCAGAUAACGCUUGAAUGUGGCAGUAAGCUCUGUCUAAACACGUUUGUUUUAGGGGAGGAAAAAAAACAUGAGCAAAACAGAGUGCUGUAUUUAGAUCUAUGAUCUUAUGAAAUUUAUGACUCCAGCAAAUGGUAUAAAGUCAUCCUCUCCAGAGAGUGGAGAGCUUUAGCUUUUGGUGUCGUGCAUAUUUAAGAUCUGUGAGUGCAGUUUGGCUGUGCUUCACACCGCGCAUCCUGACAACCACAAAUUAACCACACUCUCUGGCAAAUUAAUUGAACCCAUUGAUUUUUAUAAAUGUAUCGGCUGGUCUUCCUGGAACAGGAUGUCAUCAGUAUUAGGUCCGCUACUGAACUGUUCGGUCAGUGCGAAAUGACUUGAUCGGAUGGUUUGGGACUGCAGGUGACUCACCUUCGGGACCUUGAAUUGUGCAUUGAAAGACCACCUAAUUUACUUUUUGGUUACAUUGUCAUUCCUAUAGUGAUGGUGUGAUGGGACCCAAUAGUUAUGGAAGCUUGGUUGCGGUGCUUGGACCAGUGUAGUCACAGGGCUUUUGCUCUGAAAUGGAAGUUUGGCUUCUGGAUGAGUUCAACAGAAUUUGUGUGGAAAGGUGUGAUGGCUCAUGAAAUUUUCAUUUAUGGAAAAAAAAAGUCCACCAUGGAGAAACGUCUAAAUAAAAUCUUCUACUUCUGCC